AUGGCCCAGCAGGAGGACACCAUUAGCCACUUCUCCCACCCAGGGCACGAGCUCGUGAAGCGGCACUACACUGGGCCGUCGUUCCUCUGCGACAUGUGCUGGGAGCACCUGUCCGGCCCCGCCUACGGCUGCGGCGCCGGCUGCGACUUCUGCAUCCACGAGUCGUGCGCCGCCGACCCGCAGACGCUCAGCUCCGAGGCGCACCACGCGCACCCGCUCGUGCUCGUCCAGACCCGCCGCGACGUCGUGGCUCACAUCUGCGACGUCUGUGUCGGGGACUGCGCCGCGGGCUGCUUCCUCUAUCGCUGCCCGCCGUGCGGGUUCGACAUGCACCCGCGCUGCGCGCGGCUGCCCCAAGUCGUGCGUAGCUCGCGGCACUCGGGGCACGACCUCACGCUGGUCGUCGCCGAUGACGGCCGCUGUGCCGCCGCGUGCGGCGGCGGCGCCGCGGGGCGCGCGUGGUACUACCGCUGCACCGCGUGCAACGUCGACUUCCACGUGUCGUGUGCAGCGACCGUCGGCGACGACAAUAAUGGCGCUCGUCAAGCUGGCCACGACGCCAACAACGUUGUUGAACUGAUACAUCGUGCAGAUCCUGAGUCGUAUACGGUACGGAGAGACUACUUCUUCUAG
Messenger RNA from Panicum virgatum (switchgrass), 633 nucleotides. RefSeq lists its product as uncharacterized. The record is from RefSeq and is a predicted model, not a curated record. The coding region runs from base 1 to 633 and encodes 210 amino acids. The transcript is spliced from 3 exons. Lineage: Eukaryota; Viridiplantae; Streptophyta; Magnoliopsida; Poales; Poaceae.